AUGUUUUCACGAACGACUAUCACGUUUGCACGUAGUCGAGCCGUCGCUUAUGGUCGAUAUCGCGCUGCAGCGGUUGCCACCACCUGUGUGCGUGUUCAUCCGUUUCACAGCAGCGUAUCACCCAAAAUCCACUUGUGGGAUUCAUUACCUGGAGAAGAAACAAAAGAAAGCGAGGGCGUAAAACGAUUAUUAGGAGAAGCUCGUGCUGAUUAUUUCAGCAAGAAGGAUCCAAAAACAGGAUUGACCAAGAAUGACUACGACGUGGUUGUUGUGGGCGCUGGCAUCAUCGGUCUUGCUACCGCACGCGAACUAUUGAAGAGAUAUCCCAAAAUGACGGUCGCUGUACUGGAACGAGAAGCGGAAGUGGCCCAUCAUCAAACCGGGCAUAACUCGGGUGUGAUUCACGCCGGUUUAUAUUAUAUUCCCGGCACAUUGAUGGCUAAAACGUGCGUUCGUGGAGCCGAUCUUAUGUACAAAUAUUGUGAAGAACGUAAAUUGCCCGUGGAGCGGUGCGGCAAAUUGAUUGUUGCGAGCAACAAGGACGAGCACAAAGAAGUAGAGAAAUUGUAUAACCAAGGCACAGCAAACGGUGUGCAGGGUCUUGAGAUUAUCUAUCAUGACAAGAUCAAAGAACUGGAACCCAAUGUAGAAGCCUAUAGUGCCCUCUAUUCUCCCAAUACCGGUAUCACUAACUACUGGCUCGUCAGUCAAAGCCUUAUGCAAGAUAUUCGAGAUACAGGUCGUGGUGAUGUAAAAACAUCUUUUGAUGCUCGAAAAUUUGAAAAGACAGAGGAUAAUCGCGUUAGAAUCACUGGUGUGGAACCCACUCAAAAAGGACCCCUUCUUCAGGUCACUGCUGGAAAAGUGAUUACGUGCGGUGGCUUUUACGCGGAUCGUUUAGCGACCGCCACUGGCGGUGAUGGCAAGAAACAUCGUGUUCUUACAUUCCGAGGCCAGUACUACCAGUUGAAGCCCGAAUUCAGAAAUAUCGUAUCGCGUAAUAUCUAUCCUGUUCCCAGCGGUGGCGGUAUUCCCGUCGGCGUUCAUUUUACACCUACCGUGGACGUUCGUCGUGGCCACCAAUUGAUUGUCGGUCCCGGUGCUUGCAUUACCUUUUCCCGUGAAGGCUACAAAUUCUUUGAUUUCAAGUUGCAAGAUGUCUUGGAUAUCUUUACUAAUGGCGCUUUCUGGUCGUUUGCCUUCAAAAAUAUCGGAUUAUCACUUGGCGAACUUUAUCGUGAUCUGAAUAAGCGCGCUUUCCUGAAGAGCGGCCAAAAGAUCAUUCCUAGCCUUCGAGGCGAUAUGGUAGAACCCAGUUUCGCCGGCGUCAUGGCUCAGGUGUUUGAGCCUGGAGGUAUUGCCGCCAGUGAAUAUAUCGUCGAGCGUAAUGUGAUGGAUGGAUUAGUACUCAACUUGAGAAACGCACCUAGUCCUGCGGCUACAGCUGCUCUAGCCAUCGCAGAAAUCCUUGCAGAUACCGCAGAACAAGAUUUCGGGGCAGAUUUCAAUCAGAAAAAGUAA
Molecule: messenger RNA, 1521 nt
Organism: Radiomyces spectabilis
Lineage: Eukaryota; Fungi; Mucoromycota; Mucoromycetes; Mucorales; Radiomycetaceae
Product: FAD dependent oxidoreductase
Exons: 9
Coding region: 1-1521 (506 amino acids)
Molecular function (GO): (S)-2-hydroxy-acid oxidase activity; (S)-2-hydroxyglutarate dehydrogenase activity
Source: RefSeq, a predicted model, not a curated record